AUGAUUCCGGGGAUGAAGGGCUACAGUUAUGAGGAUAGAUUGGAGCAGCUGGAUUCUGCCGUGUGUGUUGAUUAUGAGCAACUGGUUUCACAUCCAAAUGACGUGUCAUGGAAUGAAGAGAACUGGGAUCAGUUCAACAGGACCUGGUUACCCUCUGACAUGUCAACACGUGACUAUUAUUCAUGUGUGAGCUAUGAUAGUGAGUGUUGGCAGACUAUUCCCAAUGGAUAUGCACAGAGGGAAACCAAGUGGAAUGGUGUUCCAACAUUUAGAGGCAAACAAGAUCAUAAUGGACAACAACGACCAAUUGAAAGACGCCAUUCUGGUCAAGGAGAUGGUACAAAAAAGGAUGCAGAGAGAAUUACGUACAGCAGAGAUUUCCUGAUGAAAAUUGCUAGACUGCCUAUUUCAAAAGAGAAACCAGAAUUUUUGCCAUCUCUUCCUGUGGUAUUAGAGAGGCCAAGAGAGAGGAUGUAUGAAAGUGGGUCUGUGCUUUACUUACCAAAAGAUGGCUACCAAUCAUCAUGAAAUUGCAGGCUGAUCGACAGAUAUAAGUCAAGUCCUGAACUCAUCUGGAAGGUGCAUAUAUUCUGUGUUUAAUAUUUUUAAGCGUAACUGCUGGACUUUUGGAUCUUUAUGGGAAGAACUCAUCCAACCUUACUCAACAACCAGAAGAUUUUCAGUGAUGAGGUUCAUGAUUAAUUUCUUUGAUUCUAAUUAAUCAAGAUGGUGAAGUACCAUAUUUGUAAAACAGCACUUUUGGUAGAGUUUGUGCACUUGAAAUAAAUUGAAAAUGGGUAAAAAAGAUUUUUCAUGUAGCAAAUGAACUGCAUAGAAAGGACAAACUAAUAUUUGUUGUGUCUAUUGAGGGGUAUCUUGAACAUUGGCAUCUUGAACAUUGACUGCAAAGACCCAUUUUACAUUUUGAAAUGAGAUAUACAAGGACCAUGCAUGAAAAGCAAGUUGAUGUAGUAAAGCCAUACCACUUUAACCAUUUCCAUGAAGUCUUAUCAAAGACUAGUGUUAUGUGUAUCCUUGCUUUUUAUUUACAAUGUUUUUUUAAACUAGGAGCGACAACAUUGGUUUGAGUAAUUCUGACAAAGUGAAUUCCCAUUUUUGGAAUGAUGUUAUUCUUUAAAAACAAGAUAGGAUCAUUUGAUUAACCUUUGGGGAAACCACACAUCCUUUGGGGUUGUAAAGGAGUCACUCUACUUCAUCCUUCCUACAUUAUACAAAUGCUGCUUCCUGGGUAACUUAUUUAUAGAUGAUGAAUUUUAGAGGGAGCAGUUGGUAAGGUGAGUUUUAGAUAAUGUGGAAUAUUAGAUGGAGCAUGAUGAUUUAAACUAUUUUUCGUAACCUAUUUUCCAUGGUGGGCGGGGUGGGGAGGGAGUGGGAGGCAUGCGAGAAAAAGGCCAACUAUUAGAUCCUCAUGCCUUCAAAACCAUCUGUAAUAUCUAGUGGUCUUUGUUACCCAACACGUCAAAUAAUAUUCUGCUGAGUUUCUGGAUAAACAAGGUUGGAUUUACAAUGUUGUAGAACUCUUCAUGCUGGGCUAGUGGGCAAUUAUUACAGCAAGAAGUUUAGACCACAAGAAGCCAUUGAUGGAAAUUCUGCUAGAUCCAGGUUUAGAUCUCAAGAUUCAGUGUUGAACAAGGCAAUAAAGCUGUAUGUAACAAGUUGAUUGGUUGUUGGCUAUAGUAGAUACAGCCUUCUAGUUGAAUAAGUAGGAUAAUCUUGUGUAGCAGAGUGAAUAAUGGUUCCUUAACUCAGAUUAAAGAUGUGACAAUUAAUGGGACUGAUGAGAUCCACUUGACUUUCUUUGGAAGGAUCUGGAUCUAAUAAUUUUCUGGUUCCAUGUGUAAAAGAUCUCUAGAGUCCUGGUUAUAGAAUUUAGUCAAAAAGGACCAUCACUCCAUUCCAAAUACAAAAAGUUCUUGAAACAUUAAAUGUAUUUUUCAAACUGGUAUACUUUG
Messenger RNA from Callorhinchus milii (elephant shark), 1973 nucleotides. RefSeq names its product granulito (gene gra). The transcript has 6 exons. Bases 1 to 528 code for a protein of 175 amino acids. The record is from RefSeq and is a predicted model, not a curated record. Lineage: Eukaryota; Metazoa; Chordata; Chondrichthyes; Chimaeriformes; Callorhinchidae.